AUGCUUAUACACGAUGAGACCCUACAGUAUAUCUCGAUUACGUUAUAGGAAUUGUAUGUUUGUGGGGAUUACUUUGUCGGUGUCCUGUUGUACGUUUAUUUUGAUGAUUACGUCACAGACUAACCCAUUUGUUGGACACGUAAGCGAAAAUCAACCAAUCAGAACGGCGUUUGGAAGCUUUAUACCAUUCAAGAAAAGGAAAACAGUAAUCUUGUCAUGGCGUCGACCAUGGGGGUAUGCGUGGAAGGGCCAUGCUGAGGGACAUACGGUUGGGGAAUGUGUUCUAACUUAUGAUAGGAGUCGAAUCCAGGAAGCGGCUGCCGUUAUAUUUCAUUACACGGCGCUAGAUGAGGAAACAUUGCCCUGGAAGCAUUUCAGGAAACCAAGUCAAUACUACGUAUUCUGGGCAAUGGACAACCCCGCCUACAUGCGAAACAACGAAAACUUUCAUCCGAACCAUUUCGAUCGUGCGUUCAUAAACUGGACUAUGACGUACAGACUUAUGUCGGACGUUUUUUAUCCUUUCCUCAACAUGGAGAUGGCAAAAAAUAUUUUCUCAAGGGGGAGCGAUUUUGUGGAAGAGAAUUUAAAACAUAAAGAAAAACUAGCCCUUUGGGUGGUGAACGAUUGCGAAUUACUCCGAGGUUCCAAGUUACGAAUGGAAUACGCGAAUGCUCUUGUGGAAGCUGGUCUGCCAUUAGAUAGAUACGGUUGGUGUUUCAAUAACAAGCAAGCUUAUAAGAAACUAAGCGAUGAAGUCUUGCUGUCGUACAAGUUCUAUCUCGCAUUUGAAGAGACACAGAACUGCAUUGACUACUUGACUGAUGAGUUUUGGGAAAAAGGCGUUCUGAUGGGCCGAGUCCCAGUUGUUUGGGGGCCUACAAAAAUGACGGUGGCCAGGCUCGCUCCACCUGGGUCUUAUAUCCACACAGACAACUUUGAAAGCCCGGCCAAGUUGGUUGAAUAUCUUUUAUACCUUGAUCAGAACGAUGAAGCUUAUUUAAAAUACUUUGACUGGUAUGUAAACCCGAAUUCUGAAACAAUAAGGGUCCAAGAACUUUAUAAAAUAACAGGUGAAGAAUUAUUGUGUCGUAAACUGCUUGAUAAUCCAAGACGGAAAGUAACGGGAGAUAUUUCUUAUUUUCAAUACGGACAAGAUUGGGGAAAAUGUAUUGAUUCUUGAGUUUAUUAUAUAGGGUGCAUUUUAAAUGUUUAUUCUAUAACCGUGACGAGGCCCUAUGGCGAGGCAAGACAGCGGAGACCUGUGGGAUUCUGGCCAGAGUAGACAUAUCACUCAAAAUGGGACCUUUGUUUUAAGAAUUUAUAUGCAAGUUUCAUUUCACUGUGAGUUUGAUUUUUUUGCGGGUAGUUGUUAUAUAACGACUGUCGUUUACUAUAACUUCUCUUUCUUUCGCCUUAGAGAACUAUUGUGAACCUUGUUAUACUGUGUGACUGAAAAGCUAGAAUAAAAGUCAGUUGGUGGUAAUACCGGGGUUGUAACGAUUAUUUUUUAAGCUUAAAGCAAGUUACAUUCAAUCGUUCAAUCAU
This is a messenger RNA of Ciona intestinalis (vase tunicate), 1548 nucleotides long. Its product is annotated as 3-galactosyl-N-acetylglucosaminide 4-alpha-L-fucosyltransferase FUT3-like. The record is from RefSeq and is a predicted model, not a curated record. NCBI's taxonomy places the organism in Eukaryota, Metazoa, Chordata, Ascidiacea, Phlebobranchia, Cionidae. Gene Ontology annotation, molecular function: alpha-(1->3)-fucosyltransferase activity. Gene Ontology annotation, cellular component: membrane.